GUGAAAUCAGCGGAUAGUGCUGGAGAAGCAAACUGCCUGGCAAUUUCAAUUCAGGAUGAGUUGUAUUUUGUUACAGUAAGAGACUUACCUCCAUCUACUGAAUUGACGUUUUAUUCUCGUGAGGAUCCAACCGUAGAAUUUUGGACAACCUGGACGGAAGCGUGGGCAAACCAGACCCGGUGCAUUCGCUGCUCAAUACAAUUUGAAGAUAUUGCUGAUUACAGAGUUCAUAUCUCUGUUUGGCAUGACACUUCCUUUCAGGGGAACCCACAGAACCGAAUAUAUUUCUGUCCAGACUGUGGAGCAAAGAGGAUCGGGGCCAAGGAUAUUGUUAAACAUUGCAGGAUUGAACAUGGUAACCUGGCCUUCCCUUGUAGAUAUUGCAAAAGGAGGUUUGAGUCAUACAAUUCCCUGAUAAAACAUAAGAAGAGAUUACAUGCUGAGCAGAAACCACAGUUUAAGUGUACCGAGUGUGGAAAGACCUACAGAGAUUCCAAAGCCCUAAAGGCUCAUGUAGACUCAAUACACUACAAAGUGGCAGAACUGAACUGCGGACACUGUGAAAAGAUGUUCUCUUCAAAAUAUGCUUUAAACAGGCAUAUCAAAGAAGUUCAUGAUAGAAUAGUCCAACAUACGUGUGAGGAGUGUGGAAAAUCUUUUGCCCAAUUCAGCAACUUAAAAAUACACUGGAGAACACACACUGGUCUGAAACCCUUUAUUUGUCAACAUGAGAAUCCAGUGUGUAGAGUUUCUUUCACUACAAAACAGUGUUUACAGGUCCAUUAUAGAAAGAUUCACGGAUAUAACGACAACACUAUGCCAACAAUACAAUCUAAAUCUUCAGACUUUCCUCAUCAUUACCGGUAUCAUAGACAAUCACAACAGUGUCAACAACGAAAAGAUCAACACGGGAAUUAUACCAAGUUGAAUCAGUAAAAUAUUAUACCAUAGAGCUGCAGAGCAACUUUAAAGGUAUCAUGAUUGAUCCCGAAAAUGUCUGACGUAAGUUAAUAUAAAAUAAUAAUAAAAUAAGUCAAAUGUCUUGUCAUGAAGACCGAUGAAUUGGCGUAUUUUUUCAUUGACAAAUAUAGAAAGUAUUUAAAAUUUUGUACCAUUCUCAAAAAUGCAAGAAGCUUUUGAAAAAGCUUAAAAGAUAGUUAGUAAUCCAUAUUUUAAUUUUGUUUCUCAUAACUUGCAACAAUUGUUUUUUGCUUACAUACGUAAAUAAGUACAAAAUAUGAAUGAUGGUAAAAUCAAAUAUUGUAAAAGUAUAUAAAUUAGAAUAAUCUUUUUAUAGAUAGCACCAAAGCCUUUCAUAUACACACAAAGGAUAAGACUUUAAAGACGAACUAAAUCUUUUUAUUAUUGCGAACUGAAGGUUAACUUAGAUCUUCUUCCUUGAAGGGACUGUAAUGGAAAAAUGAAAGGGGGGUAAAGGCUGAAACCUAAGCAUUUUAGGAGUUGAUCG
Messenger RNA from Eurytemora carolleeae, 1468 nucleotides. Its product is annotated as zinc finger protein OZF. NCBI's taxonomy places the organism in Eukaryota, Metazoa, Arthropoda, Copepoda, Calanoida, Temoridae. Gene Ontology annotation, cellular component: nucleus. The record is from RefSeq and is a predicted model, not a curated record.